Messenger RNA from Trachymyrmex septentrionalis, 999 nucleotides. RefSeq lists its product as uncharacterized. The coding region runs from base 1 to 999 and encodes 332 amino acids. NCBI's taxonomy places the organism in Eukaryota, Metazoa, Arthropoda, Insecta, Hymenoptera, Formicidae. The record is from RefSeq and is a predicted model, not a curated record. The transcript has 5 exons.
AUGGAUCAAAAUUUUUAUCUUAACCUGCAGACUAUUGAGGACAUAAGAAUUCUCUUAUCACCGCUACAACAACAACAUGGCCAAUUGAAAUAUCUCUCGUGUCAAACUACGAAUGAGAACUCUCGUUCCAUCGAUGAAGUAUCAAAAAUAAUUAUGUACUAUCUGAAGGACCAACUAGGGAUGUAUAAUAUUAAAAUAUUUAUUGCAGACAAUAAUUUCAACACAAAACAUAACUUUUUGCCAAAGUUUAUAACGUGUUACAAAUAUUUACUAUUGAAUACGAAUUUUUCCUCACAAUAUCUUCUCAAAAAAGACAUGAGAUUUGGCCACGUAGUCGGUUUAUGGCCCACUCUAUCACCUUGUCUCUUCGUACAGAUAUUAUGGUACUCGCGAUGCGAGGAUUUGCUGAUUGAAUCGAUCGUGCACAUACCAUUGGAUUUAUGCGUGGAGAUCUUACAAAUAACGAUUGAACAUAUAAAUGAAUUGACACUGUUACGAGCCAGACGCCUUAUUCUCCUUCUAAUCUACAAAAUAUACUAUAAAUUCUGGAGAAACAUCGUUGAUGAUGAGAACACUAUGAUCUCCCUACAUCGUGCUAUCAUCAUUGAAUGUCACUAUCUUAACGAAUUUAUAAAACAGAAUAAUUUUUUGAUGAAAAAUGAACAAUUAUUCCUUUGCCUGAAGCAACUUAUAGGGUCAAUGAAAUCCGAGGAAUCUAUUUUAACUCUUCAAGAACUUUGUUAUGACAUCGCCAAGGGCAAGUUGCAUGGUAUAAAGGAACUAAUUAAACGCUAUAAAGAGUGGGACCUGUAUACAUUAGAUUUUAUAAGACAGAGACACGAUUUGCACAGAAUCAUAUUACAAUACAUGAAGCGACAUUUUGACGACAAUUGCCUAGAAUAUCUGUAUAAUGAAAAGUCCUUUGACACAUUCUUACGACAAAAUUUAGUUGUUGAAGAAUUCAAUAAUUCGCGAUCAAUGGUAUACAUAUUGUUGUAA